AUGAUGUCCAUCACUCGCUACAAGGACCCAAUCCCCGAUGGUGCCCUCAUCGUGACCACACUCGACGGAGCGGCCUUUGUCCAAAAGACAUUCCCGCAUGCCAUUUUCUAUCCCGAAAAUAACGGCCACUACGCCAAGGAUCCCGAUGGCACUGUCAUCGCCGUGGCAUCGGAUGCAUUGUGUGAGGAAAUCGACCGCAGAAACGCCGAGUUGGAAGCGAAAAUUGCCGCGGGUGAGAAGCUGACCGAUGAGCUGGUUCUUCUCAGCAUAGCCGCUACAACCUACGCAACCACCACUCGCUUUAACACUCCUCUCCUUGAAGGUGCAAUCGUCCUGGACACCGAAAACAAUCUUCGAGAAUUUACUGCCUCCCACCCAGAUGUCGAUCUCGAGACCGUGGACGAAGGCUACACCAUCAACGGGCCUAAGGAUGCGAUAUUUGGUUACAUCGGGGACCAUCUUAGCAAAGAAAUUGACGAGCGAAUGAAGUCCAUGGAGCUUUUCGAAAAUCUCUUGGCCGAGAAAGGCGUGGUCGGAAAAUGA
Molecule: messenger RNA, 543 nt
Organism: Aspergillus nomiae NRRL 13137
Lineage: Eukaryota; Fungi; Ascomycota; Eurotiomycetes; Eurotiales; Aspergillaceae
Exons: 2
Coding region: 1-543 (180 amino acids)
Source: RefSeq, a predicted model, not a curated record